AUGGGUUGGAUGCUUCAAGAAGGUAUUUCCGAAUCUUUUGAUAAAUCCAUGUGCACCGAGACAUUUGUGAGUAACUCCAAAAGACUUUACAAAACAUAUAAUGAUUAUGUCAUGGAGCAAGGAUUCAAAUUAAUGAAAGAAAACUAUGGAUUUGAGAUCCCGGAACAUGAUAUGUCGAGUGGGCGCUCCGAAGAAUUGCAAUAUGCUCUGGCAUCCUUUUCCAACGAAGGUUAUGUGGCAUCAUCUGGACUGGACCGAUCCAGUUUUGAGGCUUUUAAGGCCUCUUUGAUUAAAGAAGAGGAAUUAUCUAUGAUUCUUAUAAGAUGUCUUGUCGUGUACCCUUGUAAUGAAUGUUUGUACUUUUUUCAUUUGUAA
This is a messenger RNA of Lactuca virosa, 375 nucleotides long. The record is from the annotation of a GenBank genome assembly. NCBI's taxonomy places the organism in Eukaryota, Viridiplantae, Streptophyta, Magnoliopsida, Asterales, Asteraceae.